Sinocyclocheilus anshuiensis is the source of this 2262-nucleotide messenger RNA. RefSeq names its product cas scaffolding protein family member 4-like. The record is from RefSeq and is a predicted model, not a curated record. Lineage: Eukaryota; Metazoa; Chordata; Actinopteri; Cypriniformes; Cyprinidae. Gene Ontology annotation, biological process: cell migration; cell surface receptor protein tyrosine kinase signaling pathway. The transcript is spliced from 6 exons. The coding region runs from base 1 to 2040 and encodes 679 amino acids. Gene Ontology annotation, cellular component: cytoplasm; plasma membrane.
AUGUCUCAGAAACCCCUGCUGGCAAAGAGUUCACAGAUGGAGACCAGGGGCCUCUCUCUGUGGGGACAGGCUUUAACAGCCAGAGUUGGUACAGAAAUAUAUGAUGUCCCAAGCCUGGUGAGAAAACCCUCCUUGUCCACACCAUCUACACUGCAGCCUUUGGAAAGGAAAACAUCAGUGACGUCAAACACAGACUUUCAUAAUAGAUAUGAACUGCUGCAAAGUGCGAGAUGUGCGACUGCAACCAAGAAAAGAGUAGCCACAUUACCCCCAAUGACUUCCCAAGACCCCAAUUAUGACAUCCCAGUGCCCUCCAUCAGUGAGGAUAUUCAAAAGCCUCUAUGUGGUUAUAGUACCAUGCCAAAACCCUGUAAGUCUGAAUGGAUUUAUGACAUGCCUGUUUCCCCCCAAAAACAAGGAUGUGAACCUUGUUACUAUGGCACCAUGCCACCCAAAACUAUGAAUUCAAACAAGCCGCUUUAUGACACUUUGCCAAAUCACAGCUGGCCUGAAAACAGGCAUGGCCCCAUCCAGCCCCUCUAUGACAUCCCUAAACCGAGCAAUGCAGUGGUGCAGUCUUGUACAGAUACUGGGAAUGCAACAAAUUCAUGCAUCUAUGAUGUCCCACCUUGCCUUAAACAAACAGAGAGCCCUGUAGUGUUACCCAGAAAGCAAAGCCCUCCUGAAACAGACUCUAAAAAGACCCACGAAUCUCUUGAGUACAGGGAUAAACCUGGACCCAUGUAUGACCAACUUCACCAUUGGCCCUCAAGGGGCAGAACAACGUCCAGGCAGCCUGUGGAAGGAAUGAUUAGAAGGUAUGAUGAGGACAACAAAGACCACCAGAGGAGCUCAACGGUGUCCACCUCCUCCACAGCUUCCAGUUCUUCCAGGAGCUCAUGCGACUCUUUCAUGCUGAGUUCUCCUGAACCUGAGCCCUUGCGUGAGGUCACACUUUCACAGGAGGAAGCCAGCAACAGGUUGCUUGAGCUGCAAGAAGCAGUGUGCCAAUCUGUGCCCAAGCUUAUGCUGUUUGUCAGCAGCCAGUGGAGAACCAAAGAGCAUCUGAGUCAGCACCUCCAUCAGAUCCGCAUGGCCACCGAAGACGUGACUGACUCCGUCACCUGCUUCUUGAACUUCGCCUUGGAUGUCAGAGGUAACGCACAGCGGCUGACAGACUUCAACUUGCAGACCAGGCUUCUGAAGCAGCUCUCCAUCGUUGAAGACUCGGGCUUGAUCCUUCAGCAGGCUGCAAGGACUCUGCGAGAUCUGGGCUGGCUGCUAGAUACGCUAGCUCAGGAUGACGGCCAGUCACAGACGCCUGACCACCUGGAGCGCUUUGUUAUGGUGGCUCGAACCAUACCAGAGGAUGUGAAGAGGCUGGUAUCCAUCCUGAAUGCAAAUGGAAAGCUUCUUUUCAGAGUCCCGGCUAAGGAACCAGUAGUGGUGGAGAAUAUAGGCCCGUCUGAAAGGAGAAGUCACAGCAAAAGUGAACCAAUGGUAGACUCAGGAAUAGAUGAAAGUGAUUAUGUCCAACUUCAGACAAAGACAGAGUUCGACCAACAACCAAAGCCACCCAAAAGCAGUUUUAAAUCAAAGAAGAAUGGUGAUACCUUGAAAAAAAUGGUUUCCAAAUCACAGUCCAUUAACCCCUGCAGUCCACUCCAGACCUCCAGGAAGCCUUCCAUCUCUGACCACUGCCGGCUGUAUUUUGGAGCUAUUCAGAAGGCCAUCAGUGUGUUUAUAAGUAGCCUGAAUGAUGAACAGCCCCCUGAAAAGUUCAUCUCCCACAGCAAGAUGGUCAUCAUGGUGGGCCAAAGACUCGUGAACACUCUGUGUAGUGAAGCUAAAAAUCGAGAGGCCAGUGGGGAAAUGUUGUCUAUGAGCAAUCAGCUGUGUGCCCAUCUCAAGCAACUGGCCAUGGUGACCAAGAAGGCAGCUUUGAACUUCCCUGACAAACUGGCUCUCCAGGAGGCGCAGGACAUUGCCAAAGAGCUGGCUCAAAGGGCACAACACUUCAGAAUGUCACUGGACAUCUGAGCAGCAGUUUGCCAUCUGUUUGCCCAGUUUAUCGUGUGGAGGUGGUCUGGUGAAGACAACAUGGUAUUUGUGAAAUAUCUCAAUUUGUGUGAUUUGUAUGCGAGUCUAAACAAGCCACCCUUAAAACAAGCUCCUUUUUUUGUUCAACCUGUUAGUCUGGAUGAGGAGGCAGUGUUAAAGGUAACAAAGGGACAACUUUUAAUUAUAACCUCAAAUAAUGAC